CUCGGUCUCAUACGCCACAGACUCAACAAAGUGGACAAAUGUUGAUACCUGCCCCUAUGGGCCAACUAGGACCUUCAAUGGGAGGUGGUAUGGGUGGUUCGGGUAGUCCAGCGCAAGGGCUUCCUCUAAUGCCUGUCGUUCACUACGUUCAAGCGAAUGCGGGUGGAGUACAAAAUCAGGGACCCAAUCAAGGUGGCAAUCAGCCACACUAUGCAUCCCAUAAUCCAGGUGGAACGCGAUUCCGCAAACCCUCACCGAUGCCCGUCAACCAUCGACCGGAUUUAGCGUCAUCGAUGCACGUGGCCGCCGCCACGGGACAGCCUUUGAUGGCACCUGCCCCAAUUAGUGGACAACAGAUCUUCUAUCCGCCGCAAGGUGCCAUGAUGCAAGGGACACCCCAGCCUUAUACACAGUUGUACGCGAUGCGCUUAGUUGGACCGCAAAUGCAGGGCAUGGUUUCAAACUCUUCUUACGGUGAUACAAUGACAACGGGACACGGUCCAAUCUACAUGACGUCACAUAUGUCACCGGGCCAUGGCCAAGGAAUGAACAACCAAGGUCAAAUGGCACCUUCGCAACAGCAACAACACCACCCAAAUUCGACUCCGUCGCCAGCUCAACAGCACUCAAUGGCCCAAACUCAAGCCGGGAAUCCCCCCUCAAUUGAUUUACCAAACAGCUGGUAUGUUAUCGCCUGUGCUUGCGGAGGGAUGGAGGGAAUGUAA
This is a messenger RNA of Daphnia magna, 725 nucleotides long. Its product is annotated as atrophin-1-like. Bases 39 to 725 code for a protein of 228 amino acids. NCBI's taxonomy places the organism in Eukaryota, Metazoa, Arthropoda, Branchiopoda, Diplostraca, Daphniidae. The record is from RefSeq and is a predicted model, not a curated record. The transcript has 3 exons.